GUUUGUGUGUGCGUGAGCGCGUGACGUCACGUGGCGUCACGAUAACACUACUACACCCGUGUCUGGGCCGUGCACGGCGCGAAGCUAGGCGCACGCCGCGUGAUCGGCACACGGCGGCCAUGCUGCCCCUCCCUGCCCCCGAACCACUCGCGUCCGACGUUCCACGGUGAGCGUAUCGUUUGUAUUAUUGUUUUUUAUUUAUCGUAAUAAAUAUGGAAACGUUCAUAGAACAAGUGAGAAAUCAUCCUUGUUUAUGGGACACUGACAGUGUAUCGUACAGAGAUUCGGCACGUAAGGAUUUGGCGUGGAAAGUGGUUGCUCAGAACUGCGGCCUGGUUAACGCAUCAGAAGCAAAAAAUCAAUGGAAAAGAUUACGAGAUAGCCACAGAGAAGCGAUGCGGAGGAGAAAAACAGCGCUGCAACCUCAAAAUUUUGGUCCUUGGAAAUACGAGAAACUAAUGGAAUUCGUAUUGCCACAGAACAGAGAAACAUAUGCAAAUUUCUGCAAUGAAACGUACACAGAAAAUGCUUUAGUAAGUCUAUCCACUGAAGACAAUGAGUGUAAUAGUGAAAGCUCUACACUAGAUGUAGAAAGAGAAUAUAAACGUCAAAUAAAGGAGAAAGAAAGAGAAGAAAUGAGACGACAAAUUUUCGAUGAGAAUAGAAUGAGACGUGAUCCACUAUCUGAUUUAUUUUCAAGUAUGUGCGAGAAGACACGAGAUUUACCCAAAUAUCUGCAGCUCAGAGUACAAAGGGAAAUAUUCGAUUCCGUCAGUCGCGCUGAAGAAGAAGCUUUAUCUUUUGAAUCACAAGUAACCAGUGCAUCAUAUUAUAAUGCUAGUUCUGAUAAAUUCGGACAAAUGGACAUAUGUGAGUUGGCAGAAACUAAAUACAGACAAACUGAAAGUCCAGCGCCGAGCACGUCAGUUAUUGUUCCAGAACAAAAGGGAGAAAUAAAACGAUAAAACAUUUUUAAUAAGACUUAAUACGCACUGAGUUAUUUGUAAAGAGAAAUUGCAUUUAAACUAUUAAUAGAAUAGAUGUAGUAAUGAAAUAGAAUAUGGCAGAGAUAAAGAAAAAAAGAUAUCGGUUUAGUGUCAUAUAAUGUUUUCGCUUCAAUUUCACAUUACUGUCCAAGUAGAGUAUUGAGUUAUCGUGUUUAAGAAAAAUACUAAUGCAAAUCUAAGAGAAAACCAUUGUAAAAUAAAUGUACAAUCGUAUACUUCAGAUGAAAAUGUUAAAGGUAAAUGAAUUAAGCAAAACAUAGCACUAUAACUUACUGUUUUCCCUUGUGUACCACGUAACUUUCUCAGAGUGACCCUCAAACUUAACCAGUAAAUACCGAAGCCGCUCAAACUAUCAAAAACUUAAGCACAAUUCCCACUUGUGGCUGACCCCUGUUAAAACUAGAAUAGCCAAAACCGGAGCCUCUACUAUAUACGUUAUCCAUUAAUUUAAUGAAACUUAGAUGUUUUGCCCAACGUAAAUAGAGUGCGUACGACAGGCCCUAAUGUGUGUUUAAUUAGUUUAAGUAAUAAAUUAUUUAAAUUUAAACUAUUAUUUACACCUUUCUAUCGACCUGAGUAUCUUUCUGCAGCUAAAAAAAAAAUAAAACUCCAUAGAAAAAUGUUCUUGUGUUGGCUGGAUAUUGUACCCAAAUUUUUAAAUGCCGCGGGUACAUUUUCAUCGUGGUGCAAAUACAACUUAUUGUCAGAAACCUAAGUAUUUAAAAAAAUCUCUCUAACUUAAAUAAAUUAUAAACCACUAUAUAUCAUAUGAAUUACAAAAAUAUUCCUAAAGUAAUAUUCUGGUUAUUUCCUAAAAAAAAAUACCUAAGCAAAUUACAAGAAUAUUCCAAAACCAGUAUAAACUAAACUAGUAUAAAUAUUACAGUAGAACAAACGGCAACAUUAAAUUCGUAACCUGUCAAGGUGCAGGAGUUGCAAAGACUAACAGAUUUCAGAUACUCCGCCCGACUGAGGCAACAGAUUCCGAAGCCAAUGUUCGUAUUGCACGAACGAACCACUUUCAAAUUCAAUUAAUCAUAGUUCGGAUUAGUUCCCCUUUGACGACCUGAGGCCAGACGUGACUGUCUUGCCUGAUGGGACUUCAAUAUUCAUUUGUUAUUAAUU
This is a messenger RNA of Papilio xuthus (Asian swallowtail), 2132 nucleotides long. RefSeq lists its product as uncharacterized. Gene Ontology annotation, cellular component: transcription regulator complex; nucleus. NCBI's taxonomy places the organism in Eukaryota, Metazoa, Arthropoda, Insecta, Lepidoptera, Papilionidae. Gene Ontology annotation, biological process: regulation of transcription by RNA polymerase II. The coding region runs from base 213 to 965 and encodes 250 amino acids. The transcript has 2 exons. The record is from RefSeq and is a predicted model, not a curated record.